Messenger RNA from Centruroides sculpturatus (bark scorpion), 2892 nucleotides. RefSeq lists its product as uncharacterized. Lineage: Eukaryota; Metazoa; Arthropoda; Arachnida; Scorpiones; Buthidae. Gene Ontology annotation, biological process: DNA replication, removal of RNA primer. The record is from RefSeq and is a predicted model, not a curated record. The transcript has a single exon. Gene Ontology annotation, molecular function: RNA-DNA hybrid ribonuclease activity; nucleic acid binding. The coding region runs from base 1554 to 2549 and encodes 331 amino acids.
AAUCAGCAAUAUACAGGGUAUAGCUGAUACGUUGGGUGAAACAUUUUCUAUUUCAUCCAGCAAUAUUAUGUAUUCAAGAAAUUUUCAGGCUUAUAAAGCCCAAAGUGAAAAACAAUAUUUAAACUUUCAUUCCUCAUAUAAUGAGGAAUAUAAUGUGCCAUUCACCAGCAUAGAACUACAUACAGCGAUCUCUCGCUCGGGGAAUAGUGCUGUAGGCUUGGAUAAAAUCCACUACAGCAUGAUUAAAAAUCUGUCAAACAAUUCCCUUUAUAAUCUUUUGCAUUUGUUUAACAGAAUAUGGACAGAACAUACUUUUAUAGACUCUUGGAGGUUAUCUAUCAUUAUUCUUAUUUUUAAAUCUGGUAGAGAUCAUAAGAAUUUUUCUAAUUACAGACCAAUCUCUCUGACAAGUUAUCUCUGUAAAAUUUUGAGAGAAUGGUAAACAGACGUGUAAUGUAUCUCUUAGAGAAAAAGGAAUACUGUUUACCACAUCAGAAUGGUUUUUGUAGGAACAGAAGUACUACUGGUAACCUGGUAAAUUUUGAAACAUAUUUAUGUGAAGCGUUUGUUAGACGACAGCACUUAGUGUCUGUGUUUUUUGACAUAGAGAAAGCCUAUGAUGGCUGUUGGCGAUACGGGAUAGUUUGUGAUUUACACCAAUUUGGAUUGCAAGGUAAUUUGCCAAUUUUUAUAAAAAACUUUUUACAGAAUCGAAGAUUUCAAGUUAGGAUGGGCAACACUAUCUAGGCUUUUCACGCAACAAGAAGGUGUUUUUCAAGGCUGUAUUUUGAGUGUGACUUUGUUUCUAAUUAAAAUUAAUAGCAUAGCUAACUGUCUUUGCCCUAGUGUGAAACACUUUUUGUUCGUGGAUGACUGAGAUCUCCUGCCAGUUUAGUAACAUGAGUUUCAUUGAGAGACAACUUUAAACUUUUCUAAAUCACAUAUAUUAUUGGUCCAAAACCAAUGGCUUUACGUUUAACGCAGCGAAGACAUCGUACAUCCACUUGUGCCGAAGGCGUGGUUUGCAGUUGGAUCCUGAAAGUUAUUUUAAUCGGGAUGAAAUCCCAAUGGUGAAUGAGGCUAAGUUUUUGGAUGUUUGUUUUGAUCAAAAACUGACAUUUUUGCCACACUUGCGCAACCUGAAGAGUAGAUGUUUAAAAUCUUCAAACCUUUUAAAGGUACUAUGCUGCUCAUCCUGGGGAGCAGACAAAGUUCAUAUGCUCAGGAUUUAUAGGGCCCUUGUUCGCUGUAAGCUGAAUCACAGUAGAAUUGUUUAUGGCUCUGCGCAAGAAUCUACUUUUCGGAUGCUGGAUUCAAUCCACCAUGAAGCACUGUGUUUGUGCACUGGUGCUUUUUGAACUAGUACUGUACAAAGUUUGUACGUGGAUGCUUAUGAGCUUUCACUAUCUUUAAGGAGAGAACAGUUGUCUUUUUUUUAUUAUAUAAAACAGAAAUCUCAUACUAAACUUUCAGUUGAUUGUACAGUAUUAAAUACUCAGCUGAAAAGAUUAUUUGAAGCUCGCCCAAGUUGUGUCCCUACAUUCUUGAUAAGAAUGGAGAAUGGGAGUAGUACGAUUGACCUGAACACAGGCAACACUUUACAGCUAGAGGUCUGUAAUAUAUCUCCUUGGUCAACCCCUGUGAUAAAUGUUGACUUUAGCUUAAAGCAAUUUCCUAAGGAAUCCAUUCCAUACUACGUCUACAGACAGCACUUUGCAGAAAUUCAACACCGUGACAGGAAUUCAAUUCUUAUUUAUACAGAUGGAUCUAAAUCUGAUGAUUACGUUGGCUCAGCCUUUGUCUGCCAGGAUGAAAUCGUGGCAGAACAAAUUGCAUUAAAUUUUUUUAUUUUUUCUGCAGAGUUGCAUGCUAUUUAUUUAGCUUUAAAAUAUAUAAAUAGGAAAGGUCAUCAUUGCUGUGUUAUUUACACUGACUCAGUUAGUGCACUUCAGGCUGUAAUUUCGUGUGAACUUUGUUCCCACUCCAUAGUGAUUAAAAUUCAUAAACUGUUUUGCCAUCUUAUUGCAAGUAAUUUCUUUGUAAAAUUCUGUUGGGUUACAGGCCAUGUAGGUAUAAAAGGAAAUGAAGAAGCUGACACAGCUGCAAAGGCAACUAAUUUAUCACAGCAUAUAAUUCCUAUUGAAAGAGGUGAUUUGAAGCUAGUUAUUAAAAAACGACUAGCAGAGAGAUGGCAAAAUGUGUGGAUCGCACAAGUCCACAAUAAACUACACGAGAUUAAAUUUAUGUUAGAAAAUUGGAUGUGUAACAAACAGAAUGACAGGAGAUCUGAAGUUAUUCUUAGUCAUUUGAGAAUUGGGCAUACUUUGUUGACUUAUCAAUACCUUUUGAAUGGUGAAGACCAGCCAGUAUGUGAGCAUUGCAACUGCUUUCUAAGUGUAAAACACAUACUUUGCCACUGCAUUGCUCUCAAUCAAAGUCGUAGACAGCAUUUCGGAAAUGCAAGUUUGAGAGAGGUUUUGGGCCAGAGACCAAAUCUAGACAGCAUAGUGGACUUUCUGAAAGUCAAUAAUAUGUAUGGAGAUAUUUGAUUAGUUAUUUAUUUAUUCACUUAUUUUAGAGUUUUAUUAAUUUUGAUUUUGGUUUGUUAUCUUGUAUAUAUUUGUUGUUUUUUUAAUUUAUUUAUCUAAUAAUGUCUCAUGUUUGUUAUUGUGAUAUUUUAAAAUUUUUACCAUUUUCUUUGGUGCAUCUUAGCCUACAUGGCUCUUGUGCCAAAAAAACUAAAACAAACCAAACUUAACCAUCCAGUAGCUCAAAAGUAGUCUGGGAUAAAAUCCAUAAUAUUAAUGGGAAAUAUGCUUCUCACUCUCUGUCCGUGCUGGAAAAUAAUGGUACAAUAAUCAGCGAUAUACAGGGUAUUGCUGAUUUUCUGGG